Ailuropoda melanoleuca (giant panda) is the source of this 3618-nucleotide messenger RNA. RefSeq names its product Mov10 RNA helicase (gene MOV10). The coding region runs from base 319 to 3369 and encodes 1016 amino acids. NCBI's taxonomy places the organism in Eukaryota, Metazoa, Chordata, Mammalia, Carnivora, Ursidae. The transcript has 22 exons. The record is from RefSeq and is a predicted model, not a curated record. Gene Ontology annotation, molecular function: RNA binding; 5'-3' RNA helicase activity.
CGGUGGAGGGAAGCCUGGUGGGGAGAAGGGACCCUGCAGGACCAGGGGUCAGAGUUAGGGGGCUUCCCCCUGCUGCACCCUCAUCCCAGGGCCGCCAACUUACAUCCGCGGCGGCGACUUUCAGUUUCAUUUCCACGGACCCUUCUGCCUGGGCCGCAGCCGCCGCCGCGAUGCCCAGCAAGUUCAGCUGCCGGCAGCUCCGGGAGACGGGCCAGUGCUUCGAGAGUUUCCUGGUCGAUCGGGGACUGGACAUGGAGACAGAUCGCGAGCGGCUGCGGACCGUUUAUAACUGGGAUUUCAAGAUCAGAAGGCCCACGUAUGCCGUAUGGAAAAGGUUGGACUCCAUCUUGCAGCCCAUGGAGGUCUGGGGCCAUGAUCCAAUUUGUGUUGGUGAUAACUCCUGCUGAUAUAGGGGAAGAAGCAAAUGACAGACAGAAGGAAAGAUCCUCGACUAUUUUGUGCAUGUUUGGAACUUCAUUUAAUGGAAUCAAGAGCUUUGGGACCCCUGCCCCUGGCUUCUCCUCCAUGCUGUAUGGAAUGAAGAUUGCCAAUCUGGCCUACGUCACCAAGACUCGGGUCAGGUUCUUUAGACUCGACCGCUGGGCCAACGUGUGUUUCCCAGAAAAGAGGAGAGUGAAGCUGGGGUCAGACAUCAGCAAACACCACAAGUCACUGCUAGCCAAGAUCUUCUAUGACAGGGCUGAGUAUCUUCACGGGAAACAUGGGGUGGACGUGGAAGUCCAGGGGCCCCAUGAAGCCCGAGAUGGGCAGCUCCUUAUCCGCCUGGAUUUGAACCGCAAGGAGGUGCUGACCCUGAGGCUUCGGAACGGAGGAACCCAGCCUGUCACCCUCACUCACCUCUUCCCACUCUGCCGGACCCCCCAGUUUGCCUUCUACAAUGGGGACCAGGAGCUGCCCUGCCCACUCGGCCCUGGCGAGUGCUACGAGCUCCAUGUCCACUGCAAGACCAGCUUUGUGGGCUACUUCCCGGCCACAGUGCUCUGGGAGCUGCUGGGUCCCGGGGAGCCCGGUUCAGAAGGAGCUGGCACUUUCUACAUUGCCCGCUUCUUGGCUGCUAUGGCCCACAGUCCCCUGGCUGCACAGCUGAAGCCCACAACUCCUUUCAAGCGGACCCGGAUCACUGGAAACCCUGUAGUGACCAGCCGGAUAGAGGAAGGAGAGAGACCUGAUCGCGCUAGGGGCUACGACCUGGAGCUGAGUAUGGCACUGGGCACGUACUGCCCACCCCCUCGCCUCCGGCAGCUACUCCCCAUCCUUCUUCAGGGGACAAGUAUCUUCACUGCCCCAAAGGAGAUUGCUGAGAUCAAGGGCCAGCUGGAGACAGGCCUGCAGUGGAGGAACUACGAGGUGAAGCUCCGGCUCCUGCUGCACCUGGAGGAGCUGCAGAUGGAGCAUGACAUCCGGCACUAUGACCUGGAGUCGGUGCCCAUGACCUGGGACCCCGCAGACCAGAACCCCAGGCUGCUCACGCUGGAGGUUCCCGGGGUGACUGAGAGCCGCCCCUCAGUGCUACGGGGUGACCACCUGUUCGCACUUCUGUCCUCUGAGACACAUCAGGAGGACCCUGUCACCUACAAGGGCUUUGUACAUAAGGUGGAAUUGGACCGUGUCAAGCUGAGCUUUUCCACGAGCCUCCUGAGCCGCUUUGUGGAUGGGCUGACCUUCAAGGUGAACUUCACCUUCAACCGCCAGCCCCUGCGGGUGCAGCACCGCGCCCUGGAGCUCACGGGGCGCUGGCCACUGUGGCCCAUGCUCUUCCCUGUGGCUUCCCGUGGGGUCCCGCUGCUGCCCUCAGAUGUGAAGCUCAAGCUGUAUGACCGCAGUCUGGAGUCGAACCCUGAGCAGCUGCAGGCCAUGAAGUACAUUGUCACGGGCACCACCCGUCCGGCCCCUUACAUCAUCUUUGGGCCUCCGGGCACUGGCAAGACGGUCACCCUAGUGGAAGCCAUCAAGCAGGUAGUGAAACACUUGCCCAAAGCCCACAUCCUGGCCUGCGCUCCGUCCAACUCAGGGGCUGACCUCCUCUGUCAGCGGCUCCGGGUCCACCUGCCCAGCUCCAUCUACCGCCUCCUGGCCCCCAGCAGGGACAUUCGCAUGGUGCCAGAGGACAUCAAGCCCUGCUGUAACUGGGAUGCAAAGAAGGGGGAUUACGUGUUUCCUGCCAAGAAGAAGCUGCAAGAAUAUCGUGUCCUGAUUACUACCCUCAUCACGGCCAGCAGGUUGGUCUCAGCUCAGUUUCCCAUCGAUCACUUCACACACAUCUUCAUCGAUGAGGCUGGCCACUCCAUGGAGCCCGAGAGUCUUGUGGCCAUAGCAGGGUUGAUGGAAGUCAAGGAAACAGACAAUCCAGGAGGGCAGCUGGUGCUGGCAGGAGACCCUAGGCAGCUGGGGCCAGUGCUGCGCUCCCCGCUGACCCAGAAGCAUGGGCUGGGGUACUCACUGCUGGAGCGGCUGCUGACCUACAAUGCCCUGUACAAGAAGGGCUCCAAUGGCUAUAACCCCCAGUUCAUAACCAAGCUGCUACGCAACUACAGGUCCCACCCCACCAUCCUGGAUAUUCCUAACCGGCUCUAUUAUGAAGGGGAGCUGCAGGCCUGUGCUGACGUUGUGGACCGAGAGCGCUUCUGCCGCUGGGAGGGUCUGCCUCGACAGGGCUUUCCCAUCAUCUUUCACGGCGUAAUGGGCAAGGACGAGCGUGAGGGCAACAGCCCAUCAUUCUUCAACCCGGAAGAGGCUGCCACAGUGACCUCCUACCUGAAGCUGCUCCUGGCCCCCUCCUCCAAGAAGGGCAAAGCCCGCCUGAGCCCCCGAAGCGUGGGCGUCAUCUCUCCAUACCGGAAGCAGGUGGAAAAAAUCCGUCAUUGCAUCACCAAACUUGACAAGGAGCUUCGGGGACUGGAUGACAUCAAAGACUUGAAGGUGGGCUCCGUGGAGGAGUUCCAAGGUCAAGAACGCAGCGUCAUCCUCAUCUCUACCGUGCGGAGCAGCCAGAGCUUUGUGCAGCUGGACCUGGACUUUAACCUGGGUUUCCUUAAGAACCCUAAGAGGUUCAACGUGGCUGUGACCCGGGCCAAGGCGUUGCUCAUCGUGGUGGGCAACCCGCUCCUCCUGGGCCAUGACCCUGACUGGAAAGUAUUCCUGGAAUUCUGUAAAGAAAACGGGGGGUAUACCGGGUGCCCCUUCCCGGACAAACUGGACCUCCAGCAGGGACAGAACUUGCUCCACGGCCUGAGCAAGCUCAGGCCCUCUACCUCAGGGCCCCAAAGUCACGACUACCUCCCCCAGGAGCGGGAGGGAGAAGAUGGCCUGUCCCUGCAAGUAGAGCCAGAGUGGAGGAAUGAGCUCUGAAGACACAGCAGACCGCCUUCUCACACCAGCCAAGCCUUAACCGCCCACCCGACCCUGAACCAGAACCCAGCCUGAACCAGAGCCCAGCCCAGCUGACCCUCCACAGGACAGGAAGGCUGGGGGAGGGAGUUUACAACCCAAGCCAUUCCACCCCCUCCCCUGCUGGGGAGAAUGACACAUCAAGCUGCUAACAAUUGGGGGAAGGGGGAGGAAGAAAAAACUGAAAACAAAAUCUCGUUCUAUGCAAAA